Molecule: messenger RNA, 937 nt
Organism: Scaptodrosophila lebanonensis
Lineage: Eukaryota; Metazoa; Arthropoda; Insecta; Diptera; Drosophilidae
Exons: 3
Coding region: 48-884 (278 amino acids)
Biological process (GO): nucleosome assembly
Cellular component (GO): nucleosome
Molecular function (GO): structural constituent of chromatin; DNA binding; protein heterodimerization activity
Source: RefSeq, a predicted model, not a curated record
GUUAGUUUCGUUGUGAAUUUUGUGCAGUUAAAGUAAAUUAGUGAAAAAUGACUGGUCGUGGUAAAGGUGGCAAAGGCUUGGGCAAGGGUGGCGCAAAACGUCAUCGCAAAGUAUUGCGUGAUAACAUUCAGGGUAUCACAAAGCCAGCUAUCCGUCGUUUGGCUCGACGUGGCGGUGUAAAACGCAUCUCUGGCUUAAUUUAUGAAGAGACCCGUGGUGUGCUCAAGGUGUUUUUGGAGAAUGUUAUUCGUGAUGCUGUCACCUAUACGGAACAUGCCAAAAGGAAAACAGUCACAGCUAUGGAUGUUGUAUAUGCAUUAAAAAGACAAGGCCGCACCCUUUACGGUUUCGGCGGCAUUUCAUCGAAGGCAAUGAGCAUCAUGAACAGUUUUGUGAAUGACAUUUUCGAGCGCAUUGCUGCUGAAGCUUCCCGUUUGGCCCACUAUAAUAAACGAUCGACAAUAACGAGUCGCGAAAUCCAAACGGCAGUCCGCCUACUUCUGCCCGGUGAAUUGGCUAAGCACGCCGUAAGUGAAGGCACCAAAGCCGUUACCAAGUACACCAGCUCAAAAAUGACUGGUCGUGGUAAAGGUGGCAAAGGCUUGGGCAAGGGUGGCGCAAAACGUCAUCGCAAAGUAUUGCGUGAUAACAUUCAGGGUAUCACAAAGCCAGCUAUCCGUCGUUUGGCUCGACGUGGCGGUGUAAAACGCAUCUCUGGCUUAAUUUAUGAAGAGACCCGUGGUGUGCUCAAGGUGUUUUUGGAGAAUGUUAUUCGUGAUGCUGUCACCUAUACGGAACAUGCCAAAAGGAAAACAGUCACAGCUAUGGAUGUUGUAUAUGCAUUAAAAAGACAAGGCCGCACCCUUUACGGUUUCGGCGGUUAAGAAGUUACAUUUGCCCAAAUGUGCAAAUAAAGAAAACAAUCGGUCCUUUUCAG